AAUCACUUUCAGUAGACAAUUUCUAUAUGUUGUGUGCUGAAGCUAAAGCAUGUCUCAAUUGUUAUACUAAAGCUGCAGAUUUUUUAUUAUGUCAAAAGAGAGUAAUAGUUGAUGAAAAUGGUAAAGUUAGAUGA
Racocetra persica is the source of this 134-nucleotide messenger RNA. Lineage: Eukaryota; Fungi; Glomeromycota; Glomeromycetes; Diversisporales; Gigasporaceae. The record is from the annotation of a GenBank genome assembly.